AAAAGACGGAAGAAAAGCAGAAGAAGGAAGAGGAGAAAGGAAAGAAAAAAGAGAAGGGGAAAAACAAAGGAAAGAAGGAGGCUAAAGGUUCGAGUGAGGAGCAGGUGAAAGCUCCGAUCGCUGCUCCGGAGCCGGAGCUUAAAACUGAACCGGAAGUCGAACAGGCUCCUGAUCAGCACUCGGUGAGCAGCGCAGAGCUUCAGCCGGCUCAAGAGGAGAGCAAGGGAGAAGCCGAGAUAAAGAAGGAGCCGGAAGCGGUGGAGGAGGUGAAGGAGGAGGACACGGAGAAGAAAACGGAAGAACCAGCAGAGCAGCAGGAGGAGGAGGAAAAGGAGGCAGUCAAAGGAGAGGAGAAAGCGACGGAGCAGGCGAAGAAAGAGAAGCCUGCCAAAGAGAAGAAGACGGAAAAGAAGACGGAAGAGGCGAAAGGCUCCAAACGGCAGAAAACCAUGCAAUGCAAAGUCACCUUACUGGACGACGCUCAGUUUGAGUGCGAGCUCGAUAAACAUGCUAAAGGCCAAGAACUUCUCUCCAAGGUGUUGGACCAUGUCAACCUGUUGGAGAAGGAUUACUUUGGCCUUGCUAACUGGGAAUCCCCGACCAACAAGACGUGGUUGGAACCCACCAAAGAGAUCCGGAAACAGGUUUCAGGUGCUGUCUAUGAGUUUACAUUCAACGUCAAGUUCUACCCUCCGGAUCCAGCACAGCUUACCGAAGACCUCACCAGGUACUUUCUGUGUCUCCAGCUGAGGAAGGACAUCAUGCGAGGUGUCCUCCCCUGUUCCUUCGUCACACUGUCCCUGCUGGGCUCCUACACAGCCCAGUCAGAGAUCGGAGAAUACGACCCAGAGCUCCACGGAGCAGACUACGUUAAAGACCUGAGCCUGGCCCCCGGACAGAGCAAAGAACUGGAGGAAAAAGUGAUGGAGCUGCACCGCACAUACAGGUCAAUGAGCCCGGCCCAAGCAGACAUGCUGUUUCUGGAAAAUGCCAAGAAGCUUGCUAUGUAUGGCGUUGACCUGCAUCAAGCCAAGGAUCUGGACGGUGUCGACAUCACGCUGGGGGUUUGCUCCAGCGGGCUGAUGGUUUACAAGGACAAGCUGAGGAUCAACCGCUUCCCUUGGCCCAAAGUGCUCAAGAUCUCGUACAAGCGGAGCAGCUUCUUCAUCAAAAUCAGGCCGUCGGAGCUAGAGCAGUAUGAAAGCACCAUCGGCUUCAAGCUGCCCAACUACAAGGCCUCGAAGAAGCUGUGGAAAGUUUGUGUCGAGCAUCACACCUUCUUCAGGGUUUCGACGGUGGAGCCUCCCUCGUCGCGUCGCUUCCUCGUCUUGGGCUCCAAGUUCCGAUACAGCGGUCGCACUCAGGCCCAGACCCGCCAGGCGAGCUCCAUGAUCGACCGCCCGGCCCCUCGCUUCACGCGCUCCGCAAGCAAAAGGCUGUCUCGCAACCUAGAUGGAGCUGGAGAUGACACUCUCCAGUUUCUGCAGCAGCUCUCUGCGCCGAUCAGGUCUGAGGUGGACGACUGGUCGCUGUUGAUGGCGUCGGACACACCUCAGCCUUCUCUUGAUCUCUCAGCCAGAGGGGAGUCUGAGCAGACUUUCACUCAGUCCUGGGAGGAGGGACAGUCUGUUCGCACAGUCACAGUAACCUGGCAGAGCGCCGAGGCUGGGAACACGAGCUCUCAAACCCAGACAGUCAGUCAGCCGUGGCAGGAGCUGGCAGCUGAUGGGCAGCAGCAGCAGCAGAUGAGAAAGGAAGACGAGUGGUCUGCCCUGCUGCAUCGACAUCCGGCUUUUCCCUUUGUCCCUCCUUUUGAUUUUGUGAAACAGCCAGCUAAACUCAGCUUGGUUAAAAUGAGCUCUAUGGACCGGCUGCUGCAACCUGCGCCGACUCAGCAAGAUGAUUGGUUCCUGUACGUUGAUCGAAGCUUCCGUUUACCUUCACCUGAGGGCAUUGACAGACUUCCAUUCUCUCCUGUAGCCCAGUUCCAGCUCCAGAAGGAGGAGCAGGUCAUGUCUGGAGCAGAACAGGAACUGACCACUAAGGAGGUCACUGAGAGCAUGCAGGAGACGGUGAUCUUGGCAGACAAGCUGAACGAGGCUGUUGUUUUGGAAGGGAAGCUGAAGGAAGUGAGGAACUUAGAGGAAAGACUCGAAGUAAUGGACGAGAUGGCAGUUCGACUUCAGGCAGCUAUAGAGAAAGAACUGGGGAAGGAAGAGGUAGAAAAGUUAAGACAAGAAGAGAGGGAACUAGAGCAGCAAAAACAAACCAAACGUGUGACACAAACAGUGGUGAGGACAUCCGUGAGGAAGAUAGGGACGGAGGAGGAGGGUGAGGUGGAUGAACUGGAAGAUCAAAUUAAGGAGGUGUUUUUGAAAGGCUUGUUGGAUGAAGGGGAGGAAGAGGGAGAUGUGGAGCAGGAGCAACAAACCAAACGUGUGACACAAACAGUGGUGAGGACAUCCGUGAGGAAGAUAGGGACGGAGGAGGGCACGGGGGAUGAACUGAAAGAUCAAUUAAAAGGGGUGCUUCUAAAAGGCUUGUUGGACGAAGAGGAGGAAGAGGGAGAAAAGCUAAGACAGGAAGAGGGAGAUGUGGAGCAGGAGCAACAAACCAAACGUGUGACACAAACAGUGGUGAGGAAAUCUGUGAGGAAGAUAGGGACGGAGGAGGGCGCGGGGGAUGAACUGAAAGAUCAAUUAAAAGGAGUGUUUCUAGAAGGCUUGUUAGACGAAGAGGAGGAAGGGGUCGUGGUGAGGCAGGAGAGGGAACAAGAGGUGACGGGAGAUGAGGGUUUGUUGGAUGAGAGUUUCAGAGAGAAGCUACGCCAGAUAGAAAAGGAAUGGCAAGACGAGGUGGAGGAGAAGUUCGGCUCUCCAGAUGUCGUCGGUGCGACUUCGGUAGUAGCGUACCAGAAGGUGGAGCGUAAGGUUAAGAAGAGGGUGACUAUCGUAGAUGAGAGAGAGCAGCAAGAUGUGCAGCUGCAGUCUGGUGGAACAUCAGAGGAGAGGUUAGAAAAACAGGACUUGUGGCGUAAGACGGACUCCGUUUUGGAGAGGACGCUGAAAGAGGCUACGGAGACGUUUCAGACACCAGAAGUUGAGGAUCCGUGGUUCGUACUUUUUGACCGCGCUCCAUACAAGGCUGCUUUCAAACCACCAGUUCUAGUAGUUACCACCGUGCAGCCCGCUCAGGUGGAUGAGGGCGAGUAUUUCACUUCAAAGACUGAGAUUGCAACUCUUGAGGCCAAAACUGAGAUUAUAGUAGAGGAGAAGCAAAUAAGAGAAGAGGAAGUGUUGCGUGCACCAGAGAUCCAACAACCCCAGAGCAUCACCGAAAGGGUGGAUGACUGGUGUAUGCUGCUGGAUGUUUUACCCAGAGAAACAACUUAUGUAGCACCAGUUGCAUCGAAGGAUAAAACCCAGAUAGAUGAAGAAAGUUUUGUCUCUGUGGCUGCAACUGCGGAAGUUGAAGAGAGUAAAGAAGUAGUGAUUGAAGAGAGGAAAAUAAUCGAAGAGCCACCGAGAUAUCUACAAGAAAUCCCAACACAACCGGUGGCAGAACGAGACGAUGACUGGUCUGUGUUACUGGAUGUCCUUCCCAGAGAAACAACAUAUGUACCACCAGUUGUUGCAGAGCAGGUGUCUUCAGAAGAUCGUGUCUCUGUGAUUGAAGUAACAGCUGUUCAGCGGAGAGAAAAACAAGUGGAGAUUGUUGUAGAAGAGACUGAAAUGAAAGAGAGAGAAAAACAAGUAGCAGCACCACUGCAGGAUGUGAAAGAGAGAGACGAUGACUGGUUUGUGCUGCUGGAUGUUCCUAUUCAAGAACCGUCCUUUGAGCCUUCAGUUUCCAUGACCAAGUAUGUUGAGCUCUAUGAAAGAGAAAGCAUUUCUGAGUCCACAAGAGAGGUUGUUAUCGAAGAGAUUGCGGUGCAGAAAAAGGAUGUGAAGCCUCCCAAACAAGUUAUUCCAGAGCAGAAAAUCGUCCAGCCAGUGAGUGAGAGAGAGGACAAUUGGUUUCUGCUGCUGGAUGUUGUUGCCAAAGAGACUUCCUAUGUGCCUCCAGUUUCUGGGCCUCUACCAACUAAAGUCUAUCCAGAUAUUCCAAUUGAAGUGAAAACUGUAGAGCAGAAGUUUCAGAUUGAUCUCGACCAGACGAGACCACAAGUUUCCCAGCCACUGCCAGAGAGAGACGAUGACUGGUGUGUUCUGUUUGAUGCUGUUCGUGAAAAGGCAGUCAUAAAGCCAACAGUUACUCCAGUUGAGAUUAUUGUGGAUGCGAAGAAGACGUUCGAGGUUGAGGUGACAACCGCAGAGACUAGAACGUGGCAGAAGACGAUAAUUGGUGUGGACAGCAGGCAAGACGUGGCACGUCUGUCUGAAAUUAGACCGAGCCAAAUUGCACCACCAUCAGAGAGACGAGGAGGAGAUGAUUGGUUUAUCCAGUUCGACGUUAUCCGCGAAAAGCCUGUUGUCGUGCCACCAGUCGCUGUGGUUAGGCGCGUUGUUGACGUCGUGGUACCUGCUGAACCGAAACCGAAAUUCGUCAUGGAGGAUGUGAGGCUGCCUGUGAAGGCGGUGGAAGUGAAACCGCAGCAGUCAAGAAAAGUGGAUGACGACUGGUUUGCGCUGCUGGAUGUCGCAGCUAAAGCGCCAGUUGCUGUGGACCAACGUGUCCGAAUGUAUCCUGAAGUAAGACCAGCUAAAGAGUUUGCAGUCAGAGAGCAGAGAGUACAACAGAGGGUCACUAUAGUGACGGAGAUAAGGCAGCAGGAGUAUGACGUGCAGCAGAAACCAGCAGUGAGAGAGGUGGAUGAUGACUGGUUUGUUCUUCUGGAUGGGGCUCCUAAGAAAUCAGUUGCUGUCGCAGAGCGUAUCCAGUUCCCGGCAGCGGUCAGAGCUCCGACUGCUGCGGCCACAAAGCGGGUCGUUAUUUCUGAGACGCGACCGCAGUUUGAGAAACGGAUCCUGGAGGAGAGACGUCCCGUCACGCGUACACAUGUCAACGAUGAUUGGUUUGUUCUGCUCGAUGUUGCCCUCAAAGAGUCAGUUGUGAGCACGCAGAGGGGCACUCGUCCCGUCAGCGCUCCCGUCUUCUCCCAUGCCGCCCUGAUGGAGGCGGGGAUCCCCAUGUCGGUCCUGGAGCAGCCUCAGACCUCCACCCCGAUCAAGACCAGCAUGGAGGAGAGGAAACUGGAGGUCACCGUAGAAGCUGUGGAGCCUUCGAAGAUCGACGCUGAGGGCAAGCCAGCAGCGUGGAGGGAGCAGAGAGACUCUUCACUGAUAUCCACCGUCAAUGGGGACAUCCAGCACGAGGUGACGAGCUCGGAGGUGGUGCGAAUGCGAAAGAAAAGAGCUAAGAAAAUUGAGGGUGACUCAAUUUAUAUCAGACAUAGCCUUUUAAUGUUGGAGGAGUUCGAUAAGCCUCAGGAGGACCUGCUCAGGCAUCACGCCAGCAUCAGCGAGCUGAAGAGGAACUUCAUGGAGGCCGUCCCGGAGACCAAGCCCAGCGAGUGGGACAAGCGUCUGUCCACGCACUCCCCGUUCCGCACCCUGGGCAUCAACGGCCAGCCGCUGCCCAGCGCAGAUGGGAGCAUGUGCAUUAGUCCCCUUUGCAAUGGUUCAGAGACAAAGCCAGCACACGAGGAAACCAGCAGUAAUUUGGGCUUUGCAGGCAAACCCAGUCCCGCUGUGAGCCACAAGAGUGAGCCGGACGCUGUCGAAGCCCACAUCGCUCCCAUUGAGGAGGAGUCGGGCGAAGAAGAGGUCGUAGUUUUUGACGCGACCUCGGUGCCGGUCGUAGAGGUGGAAAUGGCACAGCUGCCUCCUUCCUUUGAUCCCUCCUGUAAAGCUUUAGACGAGACGCGGGAGGAAGAAGGAUCGUGUCGCGGAGAGUCGGAGGGGGGGAUAGCUGGAUCUUCCCCAGCUUCCUAUUUCUGGAGCGAUGGUCCACAGGUCAUACGCUGCUUCCAGCCCCCUCUGGUGCAGACCCAGACUGUCACCAUCACAGCCGCGUCCAACCUCUUAUCCAGUGGCAUCUCCACCACAGAGGUCCCUAUCGUCCCGACCAAGACCUUCACCUAUGAGUCUUCAAAGGUGGCAGUUGACGGGACGGACGAGGACAAAGAUGGCACAACGGUGUCCCAGACCAUUACCUCAGAGACCACCAGCGGUACCACGGUCACCACCACUCACAUCUCAAAGGUUGUGAAAAGCGGAUCUUCAGAGACUCGUGUGGAGAAGAGAAUCGUCAUAACUGCAGACUCUGACCACGACCAAGAUAAGGAGAAGCACGGCGGAGCAUCAGCAUUGUAACUGAAUCACGACCGUCCUCCUUCCUUCUCCACCACCUUGGAAAUCCCUUGUGGAGUGCAGCACUCAACACACAGUGACCAGCUCUAUUUGCGCACACAUAUCCCGAAAGAAAUAUCUCAUAAAUCUACACCUCAAAUGAUAACUGACUAGAUCAAUCUUAGUAGAUCCUUUUUCGUUUAUUUUUUUUUGUUUUUUUUCAGUUGAGCUCUUCAUCGUAGGUAGGGGCUGCACGGCGCUCGGAUCAAACGCUCAUAUCAUCCCGUUGUUGUAAAAGCUUAGUUUUAUUGCUUCAAAACCAGUCGCGUGAUCUCAGUUAUGUUUGCUUUUAAAUGCUUUUAUUUUCCUAGUGGUUUUUAUACAAAUGUACUGUUUCCAUUCUAGCUUAGACAGCACGAUCAGCAUCUAUUCCCUUGGUGCUGCUAGGGGAACGUUAAGACUACAUUCAAGGGAUCUCUUAUCUUUUGUUGUUGUUGUUGUUUACUUGUUUAUUUAAUUCAGGAGACUUUAUCCGCUUUUUUUCUCUUUUUUUUUUUGAAGUGAAAUGACAUACCUCGCGUUAUUAUGUGAACAAAGAUAUUCUGUGCUCAAAUCUGGACAGUUUGUUCACAUCUCAGGUACUAAAAACUGAAAAAAAAAAAAAAAAAACGACCUAAAUCUCCGACCAGCCAAGAACCAGUAGCCUACACAUUCUUGUAAAUUUUGAACGAAAAAAAAUUGAUCUAUUUUGAAAUAUUUCUCUAUUUUAUAGAAGUGAUGCUUUUUAUAGUAUUUGUACAAAUUUGAGGUUUUUAAGUUAUUCAUAUCCAUCUGCUCAUUAAAGUGUAGGUUACCAUCGUGCUGUUUACUGAAUUUCGAGGUCUCUCUAUUCCAAGACCGGUCUUGCCUGACACCCUGAAUCGUUCUUAUUCGUUUCCUCUCGUAGUCCACCAAGUUUAAUAAACUCGUCGCAAUUAAGACAGUGGAGUGCUUCCCCUCAGCCCUACGUUUUGUUUCAGUUUUUAUAGAAUUGCUUUGAACAUAUUUGGUUGAUAAGAAAAGUUUUACAAGCUUUGGUCUGUUUAUCUCAGGUUUUGAUAUUCUUUGUAAGACUUACAGACCUCCAUAUGAUUGUAUGAGGAAUGUCCAUGUAUGUAUAUCCAUCUCUAUUGUAAAUGUACAUUUAUGUUCAGUCAAGUGAGGUCAAUAAAUAUAAAAGCUUGUCUGUCACGAUAACCACACGUGUAAGAGAUGAAGGCAGCUGCCCCGGUAUAUGUGGCUUUUCUCUCACAGGAGCACAAGUUGUCUUUUUCUUUCUUUUUUUUUUUUUUUUACAUGUUCUACCAUACAGUAAUUUAUUUGUAAAGUAGGAACUGUUUCAUGUGAUUUGAUGUACUGUGAUGUUUCGACACAAGCUGGCUUCCGGGCUUCCACUAGAGAUGUCACCGAUGUUAAAUAUUGCAUUCGUUAUCAACCAAGUUUGUAAAGCCUUUUUAACCACAUAGUCGAAGUAGGAUGCUCUGUCACUCGCUGUUUUCCUCGUAGAGAAGAAAGCAAAUGAAUCCCUUUUUAGAUAGCAUGUUUGUUAGCAAACUUUUUUUUUUUUUCUAACCCAAAAAGAAGCCAUUGGUAUUGUAGCUACAUUGACCGCAAUCUUUCCUGGAUGGGAGGGGAGGGAGAAAAAAAAGUAGAAUUUCACAAUAAGAAAAGAUAGUUUUUAGACAAUGGAAAAUAUUGUUGCUUUGUGACUUAUCCCUGUCUUUUUAUGAAAAAAAUAAAAUCUGCAUUAUUUUG
Molecule: messenger RNA, 8084 nt
Organism: Stegastes partitus (bicolor damselfish)
Lineage: Eukaryota; Metazoa; Chordata; Actinopteri; Pomacentridae
Product: titin-like
Exons: 32
Coding region: 450-6314 (1954 amino acids)
Biological process (GO): actomyosin structure organization; cortical actin cytoskeleton organization
Cellular component (GO): cytoskeleton; plasma membrane
Molecular function (GO): actin binding; structural molecule activity
Source: RefSeq, a predicted model, not a curated record